AACGUCAUAUUUGCUGUUUGUCUGUAUGCGGUUUCUGAUUGCUAGCGUCUGUUUCAAGUAAAAUGAUGCCGCUGCCGACAAGUAAUUAAAACUCGUAUAUUAAAAUAGAUUUUAAGAGCAAACGCGCAUUUAUCGUCUCAGAACGUUCUGCGCUGUAGUGGUGAACAAACGUAUGGAAUAAAGUGCUGUGCUGAUUUUUAAACUUCAUACUAGUAAAAUCAUUGUAGAGCAUCGUUGCGUUUAGCUUAAAGAUGUGCAAAUUCGCCGUUUAUACAUUGCUGUACGCGCUGUGCUCCUAUUAUUGUAGCGCAGUUGCGACACCGGAAACCGGCAAGCCAUCGCCGACGCAAACUGUGCCAAGCCUCGAUGAACUGUAUGAAUUGCUGCCGUCCGAUUUGGGCGAUGAGCCACCCACUGUGGUGGUGGCGCUUUUGGUACGCAAUAAGGCACACAUCCUACCGUUGUUCCUGACUUACUUCGAGAGGCUUAACUAUCCAAAAGAGCAAAUCGCAUUGUGGAUACGUUCAGAUCACAAUAACGACGCGAGCACUGAAUUGCUGCAGCUAUGGCUUAAUCACACUGCUGCGCUGUAUCACAGUGUCGAUUUCGUGCAUGACGACAGUGUGCAACGUCAUCAAAAUGAAAGUACACCGAACGAUUGGCCGGCUGAACGUUUUCACUAUCUCAUAAACUUGAAAGAAACAGCACUGAUUUAUGCUAAGAAGAUCUGGGCUGAUUACAUAUUUUUCCUUGAUGCGGAUGUGUUAUUGACACACGCUGACACACUAACGCAUUUGACUAGUCUACGUUUACCCAUCGUUGCGCCAAUGCUACUCUCCGAAGGAUUGUACUCCAACUUUUGGUGUGGCAUGACACCCGAUUAUUACUAUCAACGCACUGACGAAUAUAAGGAAAUCUACAAUGUGAAUAAGGAAGGUGUUUUCCCUGUACCAAUGGUACACAGCGCUGUGCUGAUAAGAGUGAACUAUCAGGGCAUGCGUUAUCUAACAUUUAGUCGUGAACGGCUUCUUGAGCAACAACAAAACGAUGUCGAAUGGGCUGCACAUGAAGGGUUCACGCCAUGCCGACCAUACGAUGGCCCCGUUGAUGAUAUUAUUGUUUUGGCUACAUCGGCGAAUUGUUCGCGUAUACCCAUGUUUAUUAGUAAUAAACUACCAUCUGGAUAUUUAAUGCAACCGCUGGAAGUAAAUGAUGGUUUGGAACAGGAUGUGCAACAAUUGAUUAAUAUACGCGCAAAUAUCGUGCAUGAUCAAGGUGAAGUGGCGCCAGUCAAUGAAUAUUUCGAGAAAUACGUCAGUUAUCCGAACAAAACCAAACUCACACUGGAUCACAUUUACAUGAUAAAUCUUGAAAGACGUCCAGAGCGACGCGCCAAAAUGGAGAAGCUCUUCAAUGAGAUAGGCUUAGAUGUAGAAUACUUUGCUGCCGUUGAUGGAAAAAAUUUAACUAUUGAGCAACUGGAAGAGCAGGGUAUUAAAUUCUUACCUGGUUAUGAGGAUCCUUAUCAUCAUCGUCAAAUGACAAUGGGUGAAAUCGGCUGCUUCUUGAGUCACUAUCGCAUUUGGGAAAAAAUCGUUGAGCAAGAACAAAAUGAAGUGCUUAUACUAGAGGAUGACGUACGCUUCCAGCCAUACUUCAAAGAUAGCGCGCUACGUGUGCUCUCGCAAAUACGCAGCGUUGUUGAAUAUGAUUUGGUUUACUUUGGUCGCAAACGUUUGAAGGAGGAAAAGGAACCUUGGGUACAAGGCGCUGAUAAUCUGGUGCAUGCUGGUUACUCCUACUGGACUUUGGGCUAUGUUAUAUCACUGCAAGGCGCACGCAAGCUGCUUGCCGCAAAACCGUUGGAGAAACUGCUGCCAGUCGAUGAAUUUCUACCGAUUAUGUUCAAUCGUCAUCCGAACGAAACUUGGAGCUCACACUUCCCACAACGUGAUUUGUUAGCCUUCAGCGCUGCGCCGCUCAUACUUUUCCCCUUACAAUAUACCGGCGAAUUGGGUUACAUUUCAGACACAGAAGACUCAGAGGUGACCUCAGCCGUGAACAGUGAUGUUAAUGUGCAUUUGAAGAGCGAUCGUGAAUUGGAAUUUACAUAUGUAGAACCGAAGCAGGUUGUAACGCCAAAGCAAGCAGAAGAUGAAUUAUACGUGGAUUUGGUGAAAGAUAGCGAUGGUAGCAGUACAUUCAAGCAGAACUUGCAUUUAUCCAAAAGUCAUGAAGAUCUUUGAAUUCGCAGCAUUGCUUUAAACAAUUAAGUUUCCAUUAUUAUUAGUAGAACUGCCACUUAAAUUGCCAUUGCUAUAUACUAAUGUAUAUGUAUAUAUCAUUUUAUAUGUUUGUAUGCAUCUGUGUGCAUGCACAUCCUUUCAAAGUGCCUUAAUAGUUGUAAAAUUUAAAACACGAAGAAAAAUCCUACAAUCCUUAUAGUUAUAGUUGUAUCCUAUAUAUAUGCCAUUUAUACGCGUAGCUGUGUACUAACUCGAAUACUAAUGUUAAUUUUUCCACCAAAUACUCGACAAAUUAAUUAAUAAUAUACAUUUUCAAGCAGACAUAGUGAACUUGUUUGGCGCGUUAUUGAGUUUAUGUUGCUCAUCAAUUAGCAAAUGUACGACGUAACAACAUGCAAAACACUUAACUUAAAUGAGAAACUUAUGAAAUAUGAAUAUAUAAUUUUCCUAUUUCAUGUGAAGCAGCACGUGCGUCUUAGCGGUUUUGAAACGGGUUCAUAGCUGUUACGUUGAGUGCUUGUGUCUGGCCGGUAGAUGUUUGAAAACAGGUUCACUUAACAUGCUAUUAAUGAAACAUAAAAUAUACUAAUAAGUUGUUCAUUAAUGCUUUUGUUGUUGUAUUAAUUUAAUAGUUUUGAAGCUCAUGUGUUUUAAUGCUUAAAAUUUUAUGUGUCUUAUAUUUGCUGUGUCGCUUUUGAUUUCGAAUAUUUAAAGGUUUAUAAAAAUACUGUUAGCUAUUUAAAAAAAUAUGUAAAUGUCAAUCAUCUUUUAUUGGUCAAAAAGCCAAAGCUAUUUUAUACCAAAAAGUGUAUGCACCAAAUUUUUCAAAAUAAAACAAGUAAUAAAUAAAAAUCUUA
This is a messenger RNA of Zeugodacus cucurbitae (melon fly), 3103 nucleotides long. RefSeq names its product glycosyltransferase 25 family member. The record is from RefSeq and is a predicted model, not a curated record. NCBI's taxonomy places the organism in Eukaryota, Metazoa, Arthropoda, Insecta, Diptera, Tephritidae. The transcript is spliced from 6 exons. Bases 252 to 2246 code for a protein of 664 amino acids. Gene Ontology annotation, molecular function: procollagen galactosyltransferase activity.